AUGAUUAUGAAGAACAAAAAAGCACCAGCAGAAGCUGCGAAUUCCAAGAGAGAAAACACGAAUAAGACAAGCCUACUCAACUUGCCACUGGAAGUGGUGGAAAUGAUUUUCAAUCAGUUGGCUACUAAUCCAAAAACAACGGUCAUGGACUAUUACGGUUGGCUCACAGCUCUGGGAAGUUUGGACUCGCGCAUCAGCGAACUCAUCAAAAAAAGGGUUUUUGUCUACAAUAUGUGCGAAGAACCCUCAGAGUUUCUAGAAACGUUUCGUGAAUCCGCUCAAACGUCAGAUUUCGAAAACAAGGUCACACCCAGCUGCGUGAACCAUAUGAUAAUAGCCAUCGAUGAAGACAUCUUCGAGAGAAAUGCUCCAAAUCAGAUUCCAAAUGAGAUUCCACAGCUUUAUGGCGACGUUAAAGUAUACUUGGCGUACCACUACACUGGCGAUAAAAUUAGCUUGAGAAAGAUACACGAUGCAUAUGUUGACCACUUUCCUCAUGGAUGCAUGCGUCCUUGUCAUAUUAUCACAAUCGCAAGAGACUCAACAGAUCUCUUUUUCGAAGCUAAUGACGGAAAUAUGUUUGACUCUUAUUUCUAUCCAGAUGCACAGCAUUUAUUCAAAAACAUCACUUUCUUCAACGCCAAGACAAUGUUUUUCGAAGUUGAGUGCCUCUCGAGCUUUGCACAAGUGAGACAACCACAUUUAAGGUAUGAUUGUCAGAGCGGAGAAGGAGCCUAUUUCGUGAGUUUGGCAGAUGGAAAGAGAUACCACAGCUCUGGUUUUGAACACCAUGCUGCUAGAAAUGAAUAUGAAUGCGAUGAAUACGGCAUGAAACGCUCUGUCGAAAAGACCAAAACUGCCAUGAGUAGCGAAUACCGCAAACUUAUGGGAAAGUCGUAUUUGAAAUUAUAUCUAGAUCUGUCAAUCAGUUGCCCUCAGGUGAAAGUUAUAAAGUUUGGGAAGAAAGGACGAUCGAACGACGAUCUUAACACUAUAGACAUCUACCAUUAUCUCACAAACCCGUCUGAUUAUACAUUACAGGAAUUUUUCAACUUCCAUUCGAUGCGAGGGUGGCACUUACCUUCGAUUGAACACUUUGGUGGUCACAACUUUCUGUGGCAUACUAAUACCGGGGAUAACGCUGAAAGAUAUAGAAAAGCGAAGUCCUUGAUUCCAAAACUUAGGACAAGAAUUCAGAAUGGAAGCCCCGACGGCCUUCUUCAUAUCAACGCACAGCUUGUUCCAGAUGGUGCAGUUCACACAACCGUCAGCAACUGGAUUCCCUUAGAUGUUGCUUUUGACCACGAAAUCAGCAAAAGUGGAUCACCACUGAUCUGCUUGCGUCAGCCCUGCUUGAAGUCAUUGAAACUUGAGUUAAUGGUGACGAAACCGGAAGGGUGUCUAGUCAUCGAAGGUCUUUAUUUACCUCGACUCGAAAGACUAGAGACUUGUUAUGACACAGAUUUAGUACAGUCAACGGCACGAAACCCGAUAUACAAUGUUAUUUUUUCGGACUGGAAUGAUUUGACUGAUUGUAAAAACUUCAGUUGUGAUCUGAAAGAGUCUUUCAAGGGGAUCAUUAGUGUGUUUGUUCCCAAUCUGACGACUUCACUACCGCUUUUGAACAUAGAAAAAGGAACCAAGAGCCUUGAACAGAAGCAUGCAAUUUUGUUCACAAGCAAAGGCUUUCCCGCUAGUGAAAUCAGGGGAUUGCUGGACUGA
Messenger RNA from Lachancea meyersii CBS 8951, 1722 nucleotides. Lineage: Eukaryota; Fungi; Ascomycota; Saccharomycetes; Saccharomycetales; Saccharomycetaceae. The record is from the annotation of a GenBank genome assembly.